Penicillium maclennaniae is the source of this 432-nucleotide messenger RNA. RefSeq names its product DIM1 family thioredoxin-like protein. NCBI's taxonomy places the organism in Eukaryota, Fungi, Ascomycota, Eurotiomycetes, Eurotiales, Aspergillaceae. The record is from RefSeq and is a predicted model, not a curated record. Gene Ontology annotation, biological process: mRNA splicing, via spliceosome. The transcript has 4 exons. Gene Ontology annotation, cellular component: spliceosomal complex; U4/U6 x U5 tri-snRNP complex; U5 snRNP. The coding region runs from base 1 to 432 and encodes 143 amino acids.
AUGGGUUCAAUCGUAUUGCCUCACUUGCGGACGGCCUGGCACGUUGACCAGGCUAUUCUCUCUGAAGAAGAACGCCUCGUGGUGAUCCGCUUCGGCCGCGACCACGAUCCCGACUGUAUCCGUCAGGAUGAGGUUCUCUACAAGAUUGCAGAGCGCGUGAAGAACUUCGCCGUUAUCUACCUCUGCGACAUCGACGAAGUGCCUGAUUUUAACGGCAUGUACGAGCUAUACGAUCCAAUGACGAUCAUGUAUUUCUACCGCAAUAAACACAUGAUGUGCGAUUUCGGCACGGGAAACAAUAAUAAAUUGAAUUGGGUGCUGGAAGACAAGCAGGAGCUCAUCGACAUCAUCGAGACCAUCUACAAGGGCGCGAAGAAGGGCCGUGGUCUGGUCGUCAGUCCAAAGGAUUACUCGACAAGAUACCGUUACUGA